Molecule: messenger RNA, 3763 nt
Organism: Pimephales promelas (fathead minnow)
Lineage: Eukaryota; Metazoa; Chordata; Actinopteri; Cypriniformes; Leuciscidae
Gene: ddx61
Product: DEAD (Asp-Glu-Ala-Asp) box helicase 61
Molecular function (GO): RNA helicase activity; nucleic acid binding; ATP binding
Source: RefSeq, a predicted model, not a curated record
ACUUCGAGAUCAAUUCAGCGCACGGCCAUGUUAAAUCUCUAGACGGAAGAGACAAAAGCCACAGCAACAAAGAAUUUCUCAAGAAACAUUCGAAAGAAUUAAUCAUAUCCACGAAGAUUCAACUCCUCCCAAUUUAAGAGGUGUUCCAGGAUUUCCUCCACUAAAGUGUUCAGGAACUGUGACAGUAAAGUGAGGAGAAACGACACAUCGCGAAGCCAAGAGUGGAAACAUUUAUGAACUGUUAACUUAAUUUUGGACUCGUAAUCCUGCAUUGACUUUCAUUUUGAAAUCCCUCAGUGUUGUUGGAGGUUGUUUUUUUUAGCAGGUUAAAUACGAGCAAGUGACACUGAGCGAAAUUUAAAAUUCCUUGUGACGAAGAGAAUAUAGAAUUUUAAAAGCACAUUAAGAACCUUUAGCUGAGCCUUGUGCUUUUGAAUGUAAAUACUUUAUACUUUUUGGAUACCAAAAGGAAAAUAGAGGGUACUUCAGGAUUUCUGCAAUCCAGCUGUUUAAAAAAGAAAGAAAAAAGAAUUAAAAGUGAAACCUUUGUCACUUUUCAGGGAUAACGUAAAAGUGACUUUUGAAAGGCAUUAAUAGAUUUUUGUUCACUUGCAUUUUUGAAAUCCUUGGCCAAGACUUGAAUUUUACAAGUACUUGUUUGCUAGUUGUUUUGUACGUUGACUCUAGGCUUGUGAUAUAUUUAUUCAUAUAAAUAUAAUUUUCUCCUAUUUUGGGAGAGCUUAUUAUUAAUAAUUGUUAUACGCCAGACACUCUUCUUUUUAAGAGGUCUGUACGUACCGGAAACUGUUUACACAAAAGCGCAUUGAGCGUAACAGUAAAACAGUUGAACAAAUAGCUCAGAAGUAGCACAAAAAACACACACAAAAAGAUACAAUUGAUUGAAACCGUUGAGGAAAACAUCUGACAAUGGCUACAGCAAGAACAGAGAUCCCUGCUUCAGUCAUGCAACUGACCAAACAGAAUGGACAGUCCAAGCCUAUGACCCUCCAGUCAGGAUCACUUACUUCCUCAACACAGUCAGGAAAAACCCCUGUGAUGCUCCAGAAAGGAAGCAGUAUACCCCGAAGCAGUGGCGGUAUCAGGUUUGGAGAUGACUGGAAGAAGUGCCUGCAACUUCCACCGAAAGACAUGAGAGUGCGAACCACAGAUGUGACUGCUACAAAGGGGAACGAGUUUGAAGAUUACUGCCUUAAGAGGGAACUGCUGAUGGGUAUAUUUGAAAUGGGCUGGGAGAAGCCUUCCCCUAUCCAGGAGGAGAGUAUUCCUAUUGUCUUGUCAGGGAGGGACAUUCUCGCCCGAGCUAAAAAUGGCACAGGUAAAAGUGGAGCCUACCUCAUCCCCCUCUUGGAAAGGAUUGAUCUGAAGAAAGACCAUGUUCAAGCCUUGGUAAUGGUACCAACUCGUGAGUUGGCUCUGCAGGUGAGCCAGAUAAGUAUCAACAUGAGCAAGCACCUUGGUGGCGUCAAGGUUAUGGCUACAACAGGUGGCACCAACCUGAGGGAUGACAUCAUGCGUCUUGAUGAGACUGUACAUGUUAUAAUAGCUACCCCAGGAAGAAUCCUUGACUUGAUAAAGAAAGGUGUGGCCAAGGUUGACAAAGCUCAGAUGGUUGUGAUGGAUGAGGCUGAUAAGUUGCUUUCUCAAGACUUUGUGGUGCUUAUUGAGGACAUCAUUAGCUUCCUGCCCAAAAACCGUCAGAUUCUUCUCUACUCUGCCACUUUCCCCACCAGUGUGCAGAAAUUUAUGUCCAAACACCUUCAGAAGCCAUACGAAAUCAAUCUGAUGGAUGAGCUCACACUGAAAGGCAUCACUCAGUACUACGCCUAUGUGACAGAAAGACAGAAAGUGCACUGUCUCAACACACUGUUCUCAAGGCUCCAAAUCAACCAGUCUAUCAUCUUCUGUAAUUCCACUCAACGGGUGGAACUCCUUGCCAAGAAGAUCACACAGCUUGGCUAUUCUUGCUUUUACAUCCAUGCCAAGAUGAUGCAGGAAUACAGAAAUCGUGUGUUCCACGACUUCAGAAACGGACUGUGUAGAAACCUGGUCUGCACAGAUCUUUUCACAAGAGGAAUUGACAUCCAGGCUGUCAAUGUCGUCAUCAACUUUGACUUCCCCAAAAAUGCAGAGACAUACUUGCACCGUAUUGGUCGAUCAGGUAGGUAUGGUCACCUGGGUCUGGCCAUUAACCUGAUCACCUCAGAAGACCGUUUCAAUCUAAAGGGCAUUGAGGACCAGUUGGUGACUGACAUAAAGCCCAUACCCAGCAGCAUUGAUAAGAGCCUGUAUGUGGCAGAGUUUCACUCCCUGAACCCUGAUGAGGAGGAGGCUGCUCACAAAGCAGGCGAGCUUAAUUAACCCUUACUGGAGAAUAAAGGGACCAAUGCUUGGCAUUCUGCACAAUUUCUACUGAAGACAGACGCAAAGAUGACAUUGUUUUUUGUUGUUUAUUUUCUCACCAAAUGCUUUAGUGGUCUGGAACUGCCAUGGUAAAAUGUGAUCAGUUGCCACAAGUUUAAGGGCCGGUAUGAAGUCAUUAGGCUUUUUCUCUAUGGAUUCAAUGAGGUAGCUUACCCUUUUUCCAUUUGAACCACAAUAAGCCACUGUUUUUCAGAUCCAGAGCAUUUGCAAAGACCAUUUACCAUCCAUAACUGCUGUUCAUAAGGAUUUUGCCCCCUCUUUUAUUUACCAGAAAAAUAAAAAUAGAAAAUACUGGAAGAAGUUAGUGCCAAAAACAAAUUCCCAAGCUUUACUAGGAGUAUUUUUAGUGCUAUCUAUCCAUCGUCUAAUGUGAAAGGUUUUUGCGCAUCGAGUUAUACUCGGAGCUUUACAGUUGAUCAGGGAAAACUAGGGAGAUUUAAUACAUUCAUAAUGCUCAUCUGUUAGUUGUUUACAGCCUUGUGUGUAAAUAUCUUGAGAGGCUUGUGCUUGCAAAUGCAAAUAGACUUUUUCUUUGGCUUAUCUCAUCACCAUGUCAUCUUUCCCAAAAGUUUUUGAAAGCAUCCAACACUUUAAAAAAAAAAAAUCAAUCUUUGCAUUUUUAUUUUGAUUUCAGCCAUCUAUCUCUCGAAGUGCCUUAAUAUAUGUACUUCCUCUGGGUAGGAGGGAGCAUUCUAGGUGUGCAGAACAAAAAUCUGCUUUGGUCAGGAUUGUUAGUGGAAGAAAUUGUUACCAGCUAGAUUUAGAAUUGUCUAAUACCUCAAACCCAUAAAUCACUUGUUCUCUAUUUGAUUCACUGGUUUGUUGGUAGUGGACAGUACCUACCUCAGCAUUGGCUGGGUGAGCAAUAGAUUUGCUUGUCUGACAACCAGGUAUCCCAGCUCAGAUGUUUGGUAAGGCAGAACUUUAAUUUCAACAGUGCAGACAAUUUAGGUUGUUAAUUUUCCCCAGAUGAAACAGGUUUUAUUUCAUUGAAACGAUGGAAUUUGAUUGAUCAGAUUCAGCCUUUCCCCAAUGGUGUCUAAUGCACAGAAAUAAUCUGAGUAAUGUCUUUUACAACAUAUCAGCACACAUGCUGAGAUGAAAUGGCAGCUGUAAUAAAGUUGGUAGCUCUUGAAGUGUACACUUUUGUCCCCUGUUGUAUGUGUUGAAUUGUGCUCUCUGCCAUGUGUUGUAUUACGUAGAUGUAUGUUUUACUGCGAGGAUUUAUGGGAGAAUGGCCAAAGCUUUUUGCUCCAAAUGUCAAUGCCAGCCUAUUCUGUCCCUUCUCUUUUAAACAAAAUAAAGUCCAGCAUAUUCUCCA